AUGGUCUAUGGGGGCAAGCCGAGUACCGGAUGUUACCUGUGUCGCAAGCGGAAGAUAAAGUGCGAUGAAGCCCACCCCGAGUGCAGGAACUGCACUACCUACGGCCGCCCUUGUCCGGGGUAUCGGCCUGAUGCAGUCUUCCGCAAUGAAACUAGGAAGGUUGAGCGGCUGGUGAAAAAUGGCAAUAAUGCCAAUGCCAGCAAUAACAGCAACAGCAGCAGCAGCAGCCGAAGCAAUGGCGGCAGCCAAGUCCAUACGCCUGAUUCCGAGUCAUCAGUCAUCGUGGCCGGACGCCGGCGUCCCGGAAGCAUUCAAGGCAAGCCCACGUUAACUUUGUAUCCGCCUGUUGAUUCCAAUUGGGAACAGAGAGCCUUAUGUUACUUCUUUGAUCAAUUUACCACCAAAGCUGAUGAAGAAGAUGGUGGCCAUCUCGACUAUCUGCCUCCGCUAUAUGCACGUGAAAUUGGUCGUCAGAGUGGGAAUGCGCCGUCUUCUUGUUUGCGGUGGGCCGUUGAUGCCACGGCAUUGAUAACUCUUGCUAAUGCGAAGAAUGCGCCUCCGCUCAUGAACAAAGCAAGACUGAGGUAUGGCAAAGCCUUGCGGAGCUUGCAGGAAGCUUUGGCGUCACCGGCUUAUGCGGUUAAGGAUGAGACUUUUGCUUCUGUUGUCUUGCUUUCUCUUUAUGAGGAUAUUUCUGGUGAGCGGAAUGGGCUGUUCAGCUCACAUACUGCUGGUUUUGAGUUUCUUAUGAAGCUCCGUGGUGAAGGGCAGAUGGAUCAUCGACGUGGGAGGGAUAUGUUCAAUUUUGCCUAUACACAUCUUUAUGUUGAAAUUCUAGCCCUAGGAGAUAAACCUCGCUUCGAUGUCGACUGGGUUCUCGGCAUGCUAGACACCAACGACCCCGUCGAGCGAUUGAUGCUCACAGCAUCCAGUAUCUCCCAAGUCCUCAUCUCCAUGCGCACUGCCCCACCCCCAGACCAAGCAACCAUAGAAGCAUGGAUUGCUGCCGGUCUGGAGCGCGAUGCUGAACUUGCCGAAUGGACCCAAACUCUUCCUGACCGCUGGCUCCCUCUCUUCGUCUACUCAGAUCAGGGCGAGCCCCUCAUGAUAUACAACCGGAUCUCCAUCGCUGUGGUCUGGAACUACUAUCGCGCUGCACGGAUCAUGCUGCAGCAACUCCUACUCACCCUGCAUGGCUCUCUAGAUGCUAUGAAAAUGCAAUCUUUUGCUUCGAAACCUCCGUUCACCCAACCGGACGACCCCAACCCCGAAACAACCCACCGAGCAACAAUUCGCGAAUUGACCACAGAAGUCUGCCGCAGCAUCCCAUUCUGUCUCUCGGACGUCGACAAUCUCGGCCGCCCGGCGAAAAUAGUCGGUGAAUGGCAGAUGCGCGGCGCACAGGGGUAUGGUCUUCUCUGGCCAUUGUGGUAUGUCUUAUCAUGCGGUAUGCCUACACCAGCACAGGUUGAGAAGAUCCGCACUGUGCUAUAUCGCAUUGGCUCUGAGCAUGGUAUCAAGCUGGCUUUGGUGCUUGCUCGGGAAGCUGAGCGCAUCCGCGGUGAGCAUGCUGAGGCGCCAGUUACAAAUGCUGCAUGA
Messenger RNA from Penicillium antarcticum, 1599 nucleotides. RefSeq names its product putative C6 transcription factor. The transcript is spliced from 3 exons. Gene Ontology annotation, biological process: regulation of DNA-templated transcription. The record is from RefSeq and is a predicted model, not a curated record. NCBI's taxonomy places the organism in Eukaryota, Fungi, Ascomycota, Eurotiomycetes, Eurotiales, Aspergillaceae. Bases 1 to 1599 code for a protein of 532 amino acids. Gene Ontology annotation, molecular function: DNA-binding transcription factor activity, RNA polymerase II-specific; zinc ion binding.